GAUAAUCGACGUCUAUGGAUCUAGAGUCAGCUAUUGCUAUUAAGUAUAUAUUUUUUUGAAUAGCAACACUUUUAAAUUGACAUGUCGCCAUUUUUAUAAUCUGUCAUUCUUUUUUAAUUUGAUUCUUUGCCGUGUCGUUUCGGCGAAGAGUGCCAGAAUGAAGUACAAUAGGCUGGUAACUUCCUCAAGGAGGAAAAACAGGAAGCGUCACUUUAGCGCACCUUCACACAUUCGCAGAGUGUUGAUGUCGUCUCCACUUUCCAAAGAAUUGAGACAGAAAUUCAACGUUAAAUCUAUGCCCAUCCGUAAAGACGACGAAGUACAGGUUGUACGUGGUCACUACAAGGGCCAGCAGGUUGGCAAAGUAGUGCAGGUGUACCGAAAGAAGUUUGUGGUGUACAUUGAGAGGAUCCAGAGAGAAAAGGCGAGCGGAGCUACAGCGUAUGUGGGCAUCCAUCCCUCAAAGUGUGUUAUCGUCAAGUUAAAGAUGAACAAAGACCGCAAAGCCAUUCUGGACCGCAGAGCGAAGGGCAGGCUGGCGGCGCUCGGCGGAGACAAGGGCAAAUACACAGAGGAAACUGCCACCGCGAUGGAAACCUCGUGAACAUAGAUUUAAGAAUAAUUAAAAUACAUAAAAUUCUAUAA
Messenger RNA from Bicyclus anynana (squinting bush brown), 645 nucleotides. RefSeq names its product 60S ribosomal protein L26 (gene RpL26). The transcript has 4 exons. Gene Ontology annotation, cellular component: cytosolic large ribosomal subunit; ribosome. Gene Ontology annotation, biological process: ribosomal large subunit biogenesis; cytoplasmic translation. Gene Ontology annotation, molecular function: RNA binding; structural constituent of ribosome. Lineage: Eukaryota; Metazoa; Arthropoda; Insecta; Lepidoptera; Nymphalidae. The record is from RefSeq and is a predicted model, not a curated record. The coding region runs from base 158 to 604 and encodes 148 amino acids.